AGUGUGCGCUGCGGGCGCUGGGGGCUCGAGAACCGAGCGGAGCUGGUUGAGCCUUCAAAGUCCUAAAACGCGCGGCCGUGGGUUCGGGGUUUAUUGAUUGAAUUCCGCCGGCGCGGGAGCCUCUGCGGAGAGAGCAAGCGAGAGAUGGAAAUGGAAAAACGGAUUCAUUUAGAGCUGCGGAACAGGACGCCCUCUGAUGUGAAAGAGCUUGUCCUGGACAACUGUCGGUCGAAUGAAGGCAAAAUCGUAGGCCUCACAGAUGAAUUUGAAGAACUGGCGUUCUUAAGUACAAUCAACGUUGGCCUCACCUCAGUCGCAAACCUACCAAACUUAAACAAACUUAAGAAGCUUGAACUAAGCGAUAACAGAAUCUCAGGGGGCCUGGAAGUAUUGGCAGAAAAGUGUCCGAACCUCACGCAUCUAAAUUUAAGUGGCAACAAAAUUAAAGACCUCAGCACAAUAGAGCCACUGAAAAAGUUAGAAAACCUCAAGAGCUUAGACCUUUUCAAUUGUGAGGUAACCAACCUGAAUGAUUACCGAGAAAACGUCUUCAAGCUCCUCCCGCAACUCUCAUAUCUCGAUGGCUAUGACCAGGACGACAAGGAGGCUCCUGACUCGGAUGCGGAGGGCUACGUGGAGGGUCUGGAUGAUGAUGAGGACGAUGAUGAUGAGGAAGAAUAUGAUGAAGAUGCUCAGAUAGUAGAGGAUGACGAGGAUGAGGAUGAGGAGGAAGAAGGUGAAGAAGAGGAUGUGAGUGGAGAGGAGGAGGAGGAUGAAGAAGGUUACAAUGACGGAGAAAUAGAUGACGAGGAAGAUGAAGAAGAUCUUGGUGAAGAAGAAAAGGGUCAGAAGCGAAAACGAGAACCCGAAGAUGAGGGCGAAGAUGAUGACUAAGCGGAAUCACCUAUUUUGAAAAAUUCCUAUCGUGAUUUGACUGUUUUUACCCGUGCCCCCUCCCCCAAAUCCUGACCCCCGAAACUUAUUUUUUUCUGAUUGUAACGUUGCUGUGGGAACGAGAGGGGAAAAGUGUACUGGGGGUUGCGGAGGGAGGGAGGGCGGGAGAGGGUGGAAUAAAAUACUAUUUUUACUGCCACUCUUUA
Molecule: messenger RNA, 1100 nt
Organism: Chrysochloris asiatica (Cape golden mole)
Lineage: Eukaryota; Metazoa; Chordata; Mammalia; Afrosoricida; Chrysochloridae
Gene: ANP32A
Product: acidic (leucine-rich) nuclear phosphoprotein 32 family, member A
Exons: 7
Coding region: 145-894 (249 amino acids)
Biological process (GO): nucleocytoplasmic transport; regulation of apoptotic process
Cellular component (GO): nucleus; perinuclear region of cytoplasm
Molecular function (GO): histone binding
Source: RefSeq, a predicted model, not a curated record